Messenger RNA from Neopsephotus bourkii (Bourke's parrot), 1093 nucleotides. It is a transcript of the gene NKAIN1, whose product is annotated as sodium/potassium transporting ATPase interacting 1. The transcript has 7 exons. The record is from RefSeq and is a predicted model, not a curated record. The coding region runs from base 242 to 865 and encodes 207 amino acids. Gene Ontology annotation, biological process: regulation of sodium ion transport. NCBI's taxonomy places the organism in Eukaryota, Metazoa, Chordata, Aves, Psittaciformes, Psittacidae.
GGGGGGGGGGGAAGGCGGAGAAUGGGGGGCGAUGCCCCUUUCUGAGCCCAUCCCGGCUCCGCGCUGCCCUGGCAGGGUGCGGGAGAUGGCGGGGCUGCUGUGAAGGAAGUGUCGGGGCUGGCCGGGGGCUGCGGAGCGGGACAUGGUGCUGGUGCCCCGCUGAUGCUCUGCCGGUGAGGAGCCGGAGGACGGCGACGCGAGGCCACGGUGGGGGAAAAUCCGCGGCUCCGGCUGGGAAACCAUGGGGAGAUGCAAUGGGAGAUGCACGCUGGUCGGAUUCUGCUGCCUGCAGCUGGUGGCAGCGCUGGAGAGGCAGAUCUUUGAUUUCCUGGGCUACCAAUGGGCCCCCAUCCUGGCUAAUUUCCUACACAUCAUGGCCGUCAUCCUGGGCAUUUUUGGGACCAUCCAGUACAGAUCCAAAUACCUCAUGGUGUACGCGGUGUGGCUGGUGCUGUGGGUCGGCUGGAACGCCUUCAUCAUCUGCUUCUACCUGGAGGUCGGACGCCUGUCGCAGGACCGAGACUUCAUCAUGACCUUCAAUACCUCACUGCACCGCUCGUGGUGGAUGGAGAACGGGCCGGGCUGCCUGGUGACGCCGGUGCUCAACUCCAACCUGGCACCCGAGGACCAUCACGUCAUCACGGUCAGCGGCUGCCUACUCGACUACCAGUACAUCGAGGUGGUGAGCAGCGCCACGCAGAUCUUCCUGGCGCUCUUUGGCUUCGUCUAUGCCUGCUACGUCAGCAAAGUGUUCCUGGAGGAAGAAGACAGCUUUGACUUCAUUGGCGGGUUCGACUCCUAUGGCUACCAGGCACCACAGAAGACAUCACACCUACAGCUACAGCCACUCUACACGUCCGGGUAACCUGCCCUGGAUCCAGCCCCAGCCCAGCGUGGGAGCCAGAGGCCACAGGACCCCCUGAGAGUGAACUGCCCCACACCCAACGACACAACCCCUGGCAAUGGGGGGGGAACACGAUGCCAAGACAUCCAUCCCCUCCCUGCACCUUGCAAGACCCCGAAGGAUGGAGCCGGGAGCUGCACAUCCAUCAGCCAGGAAGCCUCUGAGCCCAAACCACGCACCCACAGCAGG